AUGGAGCGCAUAGUUAAUCACAGACAAGUGUACGAGUACUUACAAGAGCAUGAUCUAAUCACCUCAGAACAGUUUGGUUUUCGCCCUAAGUUAUCCACAAGCAUUGCUUUGACACAACUCACUGAGGAAAUCUUGCACAAUCUCGACAAUAAAUUGGUUACCGGUGCAGUUUUUAUCGACUUGCGAAAGGCGUUUGACACGGUAGAUCACGAGCUGCUAAUUUUGAAAUUAAGAAAUCUUGGUUUUUCAAAGUCUGUCAUUAACUGGUUCACGUCCUAUUUGUCAUCACGUACAGUAGUCACAUCUAUCAACAAUUCAACAUCGAGUGCAAGACCAGUCACCGUUGGUGUGCCGCAAGGAAGCAUAUUGGGCCCGUUACUUUUCUUGAUAUUCAUUAACGACUUGCCUCAAUGUUUUAAUAACUGUAAGUCGAUUCUUUAUGCUGAUGAUACAAAAUUGUAUUACUCUGCAAAGUCAACAACGGAGCUUGAAGCUAAAAUAAACGCUGAUUUACAAUCACUUUCACACUGGCUAAAUAACAAUCUCCUAACUUUAAACUACGAGAAAACCAAGUUCAUGAUCUUUACCAACCGAAAGCAGUCGUUUAUCAAUGUAAACAUCACGAUUCAGAACGAAAAAGUAUCACAGGAGAAAUCAAUGAAAUAUCUUGGAGUUACUUUUAGUGAAGAUUUAUCCUGGCACGAGCAUAUUGACAAAACGAUCUCCAAAAUUAAUCAAAGACUUGGUGUUCUACGACGCAUCAAAGAUUUCUAGGACUUGGAUACACGUUAUAUUCUUUAUACGUCUCUAAUACUGCCACUGUUUGAUUAUGCCGAUACCAUUUGGGGGUGAUAAGAACAAUUCGGUGCUGAUGGAUUCCCUUCAAACUUUAGAGAACAAAACUGCAAAGCUGAUCUUAGAUGAACAUCCACGCUAUUCUGCAACGGAAGCACUACGACGACUAAAAUGGACAACACUUAAAACUAGAAGACAUAACCAUAGAUGUAUAUUUAUUUAUAAAUGUUUAAAUGAUUUAAUCGACUUUAAAUUUGAAUUAACGAAGAACGAAGACAUUCACAGCUAUUACACAAGAAGAAAAAACGACCUCCACCUCCCAAAGACGAACACAAACAAGGGAAAACAAAGACCAAGCUACCAAGCAUCAAAAGACUUUAACAACCUAGAACCACACAUUAGAAACGCUAACUCGUUAUACAAGUUUAAAACUCUAUUAAAAAACGCUGUGUAGGCGAGAAUUACAUAGUAAACAUAGUCUUAGUUCCAUUACGUUUUGUAUAUAUAUAUAUAUAUAUAUGUAGUAUAAGUAUGUUAACGCAUGUUAUUGUAGAUUUGCAUGUUAUUUUGUAAUGUAUAUGUAUAUAUUGAAGUUGAAAUUUAUAAUGCAGGACCCCGCUGAAAAACACUUCGGUGACGUGGGUAUCCUGGAUAAAUAUAAAUAUAAUAAUAAUAAUAAUACAAGAAGUGUCGGAAGAAGUAAUUAGUGAAGACAAUGUAAGUAUACCAGGCAGAAAGAGAAAGCACUCCGACGAGAUAGUGUUUGAUUCAAACUGCGUUUCAAAUGAGGUAAGCUUGUCUCAGAAAAGAGCACGUACGACUAGUUCUUGUGAUAAAGCUGUGCGUGCAGAUCACACGUACUGCAUAAAAUCUCCUCGUAGAAUGAAAAGACGUCUUGAUGAUGUUGUAGAUAACGCUACAAUUCUUAAGAAGAGAUUGGAAUCGUCACAAAAGAAACUAAGGAGGUACAGAGGAAAGGUUAGCACUUUGACCACGGUGGUAAGUGAAUUGAAAGAGCAAAAUCUUAUCAAUAAUGAUUGCGCAACUAUUUUAGAAACGACUUUUUCUGGAGUUUCCAGGGAGCUCAUGAAAAGGUUAGUUACGCAAAAGGUAAAGAAAAAUCCUGGGGCGUAUCCACCCGAGCUAAGAUCAUUCGCCAUGACUCUAAAAUUCUAUUCAACGAAAGCGUAUAACUAUGUUCGAAAAAGUUUUGAUUUAGGGCUUCCACAUGUGUCUGUGAUUCGAUCAUGGUAUAGUUCUAUGAAUGGUGAGCCAGGUUUCACAAAGAACGCACUGGCAGCGUUGAAAGUUAAAGUUUUGGCUGCGAAAGAAAAUCGUCAAGAAGUUGUUUGCGCACUGAUGCUCGAUGAGAUGUCUAUACGCAAGCAUGUCGAGUGGGAUGGUAAGCAGUUCCGUGGUUAUGUUGACCUUGGUAUAGGCAUCAAUGACGACUCGUUGCCUGAAGCAACAGAUGCUCUUGUUUUCAUGGCAGUGGCAGUGAACUCUGGUUGGAAAGUACCGUGUGGAUAUUUUCUAGUAAAUGGUCUUACCGGAGAGCAGAAAGCAAACUUGACCAAAGAAUGCAUAACCAAGUUGCACGAAGUUGGGGUGAAGGUGGUAUCUCUUACAUGCGACGGCCCCACGUCUCACCAGGCAAUGUUGAAAUUGCUCGGCGCUCAACUGUCACCGGAUGGUUUGCAAGCCUUCUUUCAACAUCCAUGUGACCCCAAGGCUAAGAUCUAUAUCCUCCUAGAUGCUUGUCAUAUGAUAAAGUUGGUGAGAAAUACGAUGUCGGACUGGGGAAUUCUGAAGGAUAAGGACGGUAAGGUAAUUCGUUGGCAAUUCUUGGUGCAAUUGCAGGAAUUACAAGAGUCAGAAGGUUUACAUCUUGCAAAUAAGCUUCGAUCGGCUCAUAUCAAAUGGAAGCCACAGAAAAUGAAGGUAAACCUGGCAGCGCAGGCGCUCAGUUCGAGUGUUGCAGAUGCUUUAGAGUAUUGUGAAGGUAAGCUGAAACUGCCACAAUUUCAAGGGUGUGGUCCAACAGUAAAGUUUAUCCGUGUUUUUGACCGUCUUUUUGAUGUUUUGAAUUCCAGGAAUCCGCUGGCUAGAAAUUUCAAAGCGCCCAUUAGAAAAUCGAACUACCAGUAUACGAAGAGCUUUCUUAGAUGAGGCAACUGAGUACAUUAGAAACCUGAAAACUUCAGACGGUCAGUCGAUCCUCGCGUCAAAAAGGAAAACAGGAUUUCUUGGUUUCCUGUUGUGCAUCAAUGCUGUUGUGGGAUUAACAGAAGAUCUCGUUAAUGCUCAGAAUCCUGUCCUGAAGUAUCUUCUGACGUACAAGAUGAGCCAAGAUCACUUGGAAUUAUUCUUUUCCGCUGUGCGAGCUUGCGGAGGGUGGAAUAAUAAUCCAACAACUCGCCAAUUUAUAGCAGCAUACAAGCAACUGAUGAUGAGACACAACAUCGAGGGAGGACGUGGAAACUGCACUCCUCAAGAUGAUACAGAGAUAUUGAACAGUAUCCAGGAUCAGCAUGAAAUCAACUCCUUACCUACUGGAGUUUCUGAUGUGGCAAUUGCAAGGAGAUAUGACUUGACGUUGAGACCGCCAGCUGCAGAUGAUCACGACUACUGUGAUGUUUCGAACGCUAUGGAACUAUCUGAAUACAAAGAGGCGGCCAUAUCAUAUAUUGCUGGGUAUGUGGUGAGAAUGGUCGAGAAAAAAAUCCACUGUCCGCAAUGUAUAGCAGCUUUGACAACAAACAAGGAAAACAUUCCAGACUUGUUUGUAACAUGGAAGACGAAUGGAGGUCUUAGAUUGCCGUCCCUCGGAUUGAUCAAAAUAUGCGAGGAAACGGAAAAGUGUAUAAUGAGAAUGCUAAAUGCAAAUGGAGGUGGUCUACCUCAUAGCACUGGACUUUCAAAUGCGAUCGCUUCGACGGUGCUGUCAGUCUGUGUUGAAAGACGAGUCUUUAGUACGUUAGAUGAACACAUGUUUGAUUCGGCUCCAGGGAACAACCACACGCUAAGUUUGAUUAAAUGCUGUUCUCAGAGUUAUGUGACCAUUCGCAUGCACCAUUUAAGCAAGUUGACAAAUGCGAGAAUGCAUGACAAGGUAAUACGUAAACAGUUUUCGAAGCUUGUGUUGUUCAAGCAUCAGUAA
This is a messenger RNA of Paramuricea clavata, 3955 nucleotides long. NCBI's taxonomy places the organism in Eukaryota, Metazoa, Cnidaria, Anthozoa, Malacalcyonacea, Plexauridae. The record is from the annotation of a GenBank genome assembly.